AUGUCUGGAUUUGGUGGAGGUAUGUUUAUGUUUAUUUUGUUUGAUUUUAUUAAUGUUUAGGCGGGUUUGGGUCUACUGAUGACGGAAGUGGAUUUGGUGGAGGCAAUGGCUUUAACGGGGGACGAGGCGGUUUUGGUGGAGGAGGUCGUGGAGGCGGAUUUGGCGGUAACUCUGGAGGUGGGUUUCUGUCUUUUAUACUUAUUAUAUUUUAUACUAUUGUGUAAAAAGCUAACCUUUAAUUUAUUUAUAAUGGUUAUUGUUUAAAGUGUGUUAUUUUAACCAUGUUAAGUUUUAGGCGGCUUUGGCGGAGACUCAGGAGGCUUCGGAGAAAAAACUGAAGGCGGCUUUGGUGGAAAGUCUGAUGGAGGAUUCGGCGGACGCGGUGGAGGUCGAGGCGGCGGCCGUGGAUUCAGCGACAGAGAAGCUGGAGGUCGUGGAGGCGGAUUCGGUGGUAACUCUGGAGGUGGAUUUUCCGGCAACUCUGGAGGUGGAUUCGGUGGCGAUUCUGGAGGCUUUGGAGACAAAACUGAAGGCGGCUUUGGUGGAAAGCCUGAAGGAGGAUUUGGCGGACGCGGUGGAGGUCGAGGCGGCGGCCGCGGAGGUUUCGGUGACAGAGAAGGUGGAGGCGGAUUUGGUGGUAACUCUGGAGGUGGAUUCGGUGGCGGUUCUGGAGGCUUCGGAGAAAAAACUGAAGGCGGCUUUGGUGGAAAGUCUGAAGGGGGAUUUGGCGGACGCGGUGGUGGUCGAGGCGGUGGCCGUGGAUUUGGAGACAGAGAAGGUGGUGGUGGAUUUGGUGGUAACUCUGGAGGUAAGGUUUUGUGUUAAAAAAUGAACUUUUACUUUGUUUUUUUUAAUUUUUUGUUUAAAUUAUGCCAUUUUAACAAUUGUUGGUUUUUUAUUUUAGGCGGCUUUGGUGGAGACUCAGGAGGCUUUGGAGAAAAAACUGAAGGUGGCUUUGGCGGAAAGUCUGAAGGAGGAUUUGGCGGAAACGGUGGAGGUCGAGGCGGUGGCCGCGGAGGUUUUGGUGACAGAGAAGGUGGAGGACGUGGAGGCGGAUUCGGUGGUAACUCUGGUUGGUGUUUAUCUAUAGUUUUAAAAUUUUGUGUGAAAGAAUUUAUCUUUUUUUUUUAGUUUUGGGUAUAUUAUUUCACAAAACUGUUGUUUUUAUUGUAGGUGGUUUUGGAGGGGACACAGGAGGCUUUGGAGACACAACUGAAGACGGAUUUGGUGGUGGUGGUCGUGGAGGCCAAAGUAGUCGUGGCGGAUUUGGUGGGAAUGACGGUGGAUUUGGAGACAAGUCUGAAGGAGGCUUUGGCGGACGCGAUGGAGGUCGAGGCGGCGGCCGUGGAGGCUUUGGCGGCGGCGGCGACGGAUUUGGAAAAUCUGAAGGUACGUUAAUUUAGGUUUUGCAAAUUAAUUUUAAUGUAACUUUGUUAUUGUGGGUUGGAUCGUCUUUUUAAAUAUAUUUGAUUGUUUUAUAUAUUUAACUAUUUUUUAACGUUAUUUUUUAGGUGGCUUUGGAGAUGGCGGAGGUUUUGGAAAAGCUUCUGGUGGUUUUGCUCGUGGUGGUGGACGGAGUCGCGACCGUGAUGGUGAAGAAGGUGGUUUUGGAGGUGAGAAGUAAUUAUAAUUGAUUAUAUGAUUAUUUAGGUGGUGGUGGCUUUGGAGAUCGUCAUAAGAAUGAUGGAGAGGACGGAGAAGGAGGUCACAGGGAGAGUAGGUUUUAUUUUUUUUGAUAAAAUAAGUUGUUUUUUAAACCCUGGUAGUUAAAACAUUGAUUUGAUUAUUUUUAUGUUGUAUACCUUUGGUUUAGAGAAAGAUGAUGAACGUGAAAUCUACAUCCCCAAGGCCCGAGAAGUUGAUGAAAUUUUCAAGGAAGAUGAACUUGUUACUGAAUUCUAUGAGAAAGUUGUCACUACCGACGAGGAAAUACAAAUUGAAAACUGGAAAGGAGAGCCUAUCAAAGUGGACAACUGGAGUGACAUCCCCGUUAAUGAACAAAUUUUAAACAACAUUAAACAUGCUGGAUAUGUGAAGCCAAGAAAGAUUCAAGCCUUUGCUAUUCCAAUCAUAGCCGCAGGCAGCGACAUUAAAGCUCAAGCAGAAACUGGCAGUGGAAAAUCGGCCGCAUUCUUGAUACCUGUUAUUGAUGCCAUUAUUAGAGGGAAGAAAGCAGAGCCUGAUGCUAGAAUGGGCCAUCAACCGGUCGCUAUUAUUGUGGAACCUACCAGAGAGUUGGCUAUACAAUUGUACGAACAAGGAAGGAAGUUGGCUAAUGGUAAGUUAAUAUUUAUAAAAUAAUUGAAUAUUUUUUGAUUUUUAUUUAUAAUUAUUUUGAGAAUUUUUGAAAAUUUUGCGUCAGUUUUUUAUUUUUUAGAAACAUGUGUCAAAGUCUCCAAGUGUUAUGGUCAAUAUCAUUUCAAAGAAAACGCCCUUGAGAUUAUGGAGGGAUCUGAUAUUGUUGUUGGCAGUCCGGGAAGAUUGCUUCAUUUCCUCGAAGAAGGUGUUAUCGACCCCGCUUACUUAAAAUUCUUUAUUUUGGAUGAAGCUGACAGGAUUAUGGACGAUCAAUUUGGAGAAUUAGUUCAAAGAAUUUUCGAUAUUCCAAACUUCCCUGACGUAAGAUUUUUUACGGGCUUUUUAAUUUUCUAUUUAAAAAAUCAUAAUGUUGUUUUUUAAACAUUUUUUAGAAACAGAACCGCCAGACAGUCUUAUUCAGUGCUACAUUUCCCAGUGAUGUUGAAGAAUUUGCUAGCAAAGUGUUAAAGCCUGACUUUGUUGUUGUUCAAAACAAAUCCAAGGUCUCCGCUAAUGCCAGAGUACGUCAGUCGUUCUUACCGGUCGAAAAGUCUUUGAAAAAGCAAAAACUAUUAGAGGUUGUCAAGGAAUCGCACGAAGCUGCUAAGGAAUUGAGUACGUUUUGCCGUUAACGAAGUUUUUUAUGUAGUGAUGUGGCAUUACUUUUUAAAAAAUAAGAAUUUUUAUUUAUCGUGUAAUUGAUAAAAUUUAAAUUUUUUAGAAGCUGAUGCUCCCCUUCCAAGAACACUUGUAUUUGUUGAAAAAAAGAGGGAUGCUGAUUUGUUGGCUGCUUUCUUCUGUAUGAGUGGAUUGAAGGCGACAACAGUUAAUGGAGACCGGCCUCAGAAGCUGCGAGAGGAAGCACUACAACAAUUCAAAGGUGAUGAAACAAGAAUUAUGGUCGCGACAGAUGUAAUGGCUCGAGGUUUGGAUAUCAAGGACUUAGAUGUAGUACGUUAUUGUUGGUUUUUUGUCAUAUGUCAUUUUUGUUAAUAAGUAUUUGCGUUAGAAAUAUUUUCAUUUAUUCAUUACUUUUUUAAUAAUUUGACAAUUUUUAUAUAUUGUAGGUUAUCAACAUGGAUCUUCCCAGUGAUGUUUGUACCUACGUGCACAGAAUCGGCCGUACCGGACGAAUCACGCAAGGAAAGGCAAUCAGUUUUUUCGAUGCCAAAGACAAACGAGACUUGGAGUUGGCCCAGGAACUGAAGGAUGUAAGUUUCACAAUGUGGGUGCAAUUUUUGUGUUCUUUUGGCUUUUUUUUAUGUUGUAUUCUUUCGUAGCUGCUAACAAGAGACAACAACGAUGUGCCCGACUUCAUCGAAAAUGCGAAGGAUCCUAAUGAAGACCCCUUCAACGCUGGAGGAUUUGACGGAUUUGCAUCUGCCAAUGGUGGAGGUGAUGGGUUCGGUAGUGGCAAUGACUGGUAA
Molecule: messenger RNA, 3725 nt
Organism: Bursaphelenchus okinawaensis
Lineage: Eukaryota; Metazoa; Nematoda; Chromadorea; Rhabditida; Aphelenchoididae
Source: the annotation of a GenBank genome assembly